UGUUUAUAGUAAGAGCAGCGAUUGAAUGGUAGACUUCGCAUUGAAAGAAGUCGUUUCAUUCAAGUUGCGUUUCCUAAAUCGCAUCGAGCUGUUUCAUAAGCUUCUUCGUAUAUUCAGGAAUGUUAUGCCCAGGAAUGCUUGCUUGUAUGUUUGUAUUUGUGUAGUUGACGUGCUUUUGUAUAUUGCAAGUUUCAUACCUGGCUGUGAGAUACUAUUUAUACUUUGCUCAUAAUAAAAUUAUCGAUUUCAACUGGUGUCAAAAUGCUGCCGAAGCUUAGAAGAUUUCUUGGUAGUAAACCAUAUCGGAGCUCGAAGCGCUCGGCAUCUGGACAUGGCAAGGAACUGCAGAACGAUAUUAACAGCCCAGAAGAAUCGUUUCUUGAGGAAUCUUUUCGUAGCAGGACAAGUUCCAUUGACGAAAAUACGUUAAACCAAGAGCUGCAUUUUAUCGUUGACUACUUGGGAUACUGUCAAGUGUCCGAAGUUCAGUCCAUAUCGCUGCUUUUGGAAAGCGUGAAGCGUGUAAAGAAAGGGUAUACGGAACCACGUCGUGUAGACUUUGUUAUCACAGAGGGAGUUUUAAAGAUUUCCAGAGUUGGUGGACAUGCAUUGAUCCUGACAGUGCCGUUAUACAUUGUGGCUUUGUGUGCACAGGAAUCUCUGAGGGGUUUCGAUAAAUGUUUUGGUAUAAAUAUCACUCGAAAGAAUGCCCAUCUGUGUUAUGUGUUCCAAGCUGGUUCAAGCCUCGAGGCAUCCAGUAUCGUUCGAUCAGUGGCUCUCUCUUUCAAAUCACUCGGUAAAAUGUUGCGCCAAAAGAAAGAGAGGAUACGAAUAAAGCAACGGAGGCGAAAGACUACGUCGUUUCGUCACAUGUACGCCGAUUCUGAUUGGUCGAGCCAGACUGGUUAUGUUAACGACUCCAUAAAUGAUUCCUGGCAGACGUUCGAUAUGCGUUCUAGGGUUUCCAGUACGACAAGUAAAGGUACUUGUAGCGAAAUACGAUCUGCUAUUGUUCAUAAGAAUUCACUUAAUCAACUGUCGUCAAAACGUCCAUUGAAGAAUCACUUACUCAAACAUGUGGAAUUCACGUCGCUCUCCCCAGUCCCUUCAAACAGUAGCAGCAACGGUAACAGUGCAAGAAUCAUGGAUAAUUUGAGACAAUCAUCGAUUGUGAAGCAGCCUUUUCUUAUUCCUAACGUUCCAGAUGAUGAAGGAAACCUGAAGACCGAAGCUGACGGGCACGAAGAUAUUUUUCCUCUGCCAUACCACGAGAAAAAUCCCAACAAGAAUGGAUGUAGUCGUUUGCAGCCAGGAAGCUCUUCUAGAUUGCUGUCUUGUGACGAAGACUCCAGUUAUACACAUGACGAAGAUCAGGGAAAUGGUAUGAGUGACAAAGAUGAUGACAGCGACGAAAUAUUGGAACUCGUGUUAUCUGCAAUUCAAAGAGGGGACUUGACAUGUUUGUCGUCUUAUCUCGACGAUGGUGUUGACGUGGAUCUCUCUGAUUCAACAAGACGUAGUCUACUUUUUCACGCUGUUAAUUACAGCAAGAUAAGCGUCGUGCAACUGCUCUUGGAUAGAGGCGCUUCUGUUAAUUGGGAAGGACCAAACGAUAUGACACCCCUGCAUCAGGCUGCAUCUAACCGUGACAAAUCAAUUGCACAGGUUUUACUUUCUAAUGGAGCAAAUGUCCGAGCCAAAGACUGUGAAUUUCGAACUCCCCUGCACAUGUGUGCUGGACAUCCUAGUGGUACGGAAAUGUCAUGUCUUCUUAUUGAACAUGGUGCUCGAAUUAGUGAUAACAAUAUCGAUGGUUCACGCCCUUUGGAUCUCCUUCCGGACUUAAAAGAGCUUCAGAGUCGUUUGGUGCAGUCAGUUUGUGAGGUAUUUAUGGCUGCUGACAUCAGCAAAUCGCACUCAGACUCCAUUAUGUCUUUGCCAUCUGUAUACUCUGUGCACUCUGCCUGCUGGGUCACCCACUAUGGUCAAAGCCAGGGGAACGUUGUCACUAAUUCACAGCCAUUGGCUCAUGCUCGUGACGUCAGCCGAAGAUUUAUGGCCAAUUUUGACGUUGGAAGCUUUCAGUGGAAAAAAGAUGCAAAGAUCAUCAACAGUGAUGGUUCAGAACAACAUCAGCAACCAACAGUUAUACAUGAAGAAAAGAUUCUCUCUACGUGCAACAUUCAUGUAGACAAAACAAACGCGUUUGCUAAAAACGAUUUUCCAGCAACUACACAGGGACAAAACAUCAAUACGUCUUGCUCUUCAAGUAACCCGAGUAUGAUGGCGGAAAGAAUAGAUGAGGAGAGCUCCUGUCACGAAAACAUCCGAGUAUCUACGAAAAGUUCGCGACGAGGAACGAUGAUUGUCGGUUCCGUUGACACAUGGACUCGAGGUAUAUUGUCAGAAGCUGUUAUGAGCUCUACUCCAGCUGAUUUUGUCUUGGGCGAGAAAGCUUCUUUCAAAUGUGAUACACCAGUGCCACUGACCAAUCCUGAGAAAUGUGCAGACUCACGUUUCAUGACAUAUCAUGAUCCAAACUCCACCCGGCAGGGUAUCUUGCACAACAGCAAGCUACAUAAUGAUAGUGAUGAUUCGCUAAGGAGAAGAACGCGAAGGGACUCGGUUCGAUUUCAAAGCAUUAUAACAUUAGAGAAAGGGACUGGGGAUGGUGUUGUUGAUCCAGAGUCUUUGUCAUUAACUCAGGACGUCGGUAAAGAUCUGACUGACAGAACAGACUCGUUCCGCGCAAGACAGCGAUCAAAUACGGACAGCGGUUACAGUGGCACAUCCCUCACCCGUUCCUAUAAAGAGGAAGAUCCUGUUUUUGUUGCUCUUAACUCUCUAGUGAAGCUAUCAUUUAACCCCGAGUGUCAACCGUUACUCUUAUCUUACCUUUGCUUACCCAAAGCGUCAUCGCUGCUGUCCUUGUUUGCAAAAUCACCGACAUCUCGACCAUGGGUGGCAGAAGCAGUUUGUAUCCUGAUCAAAAAUCUCGCCAGUAUCGAAGGUCCAGAUAGUCGACGACGAGCAUCAGACGCUGGCCUUGUGCGAACUGUAUUGCAGCUUGCUGAGACACAGGAUCCAGUACAGAGAACUUGCUUAGAAGUUUUGGAUAAUUUACUGAAAGAUGUGAACUGCGAACGCGAAUACAAUUCAACGAUGACAAAUAUCCCUUCGGAGCCAGUUUUGAACCUUUUGUGUUGUUAUAAUGAUGGAGAACGUACAAUACAUAGUCGUUGUGCAGAAAUUGCUGAUCUGAAUGUUGGAAUGACUCGAAGGAUUUUCCGCUCGUUUCAAGAUCCUCAUCAUAAACUCAAUCCACGACUUGUUGCAACUCGUCUUCUUGUUGCAUCAAGUACUCAUUUAAAGGUACAAAGAGAGCUUGGUGCACAAAGAGCGAUAGGCUUACUCCUAGAAGCUUUGCGAGACGAUGACCACGAGAUCGUACACAACGCGGCUGUUACACUUGCCAAUAUUGCAAUGCACGAUGGUAAUCAUGAAGUCCUUGACAAUUCCGGUGUUGUUGAGUCGUUGACGAAGUUUGUGGAAAAGGAUUCUAAAACAUACUAUCACGUGACCCGUGCACUAGUCUACCUGAACUGCGAUGACGACGACUGCGGCUAUCUGUUUGAUCAAGACACAGAUAAACCACGACUGUUGUACACAGACUGCUCAUCUAACCAAGAACCUUACGUCAAGGGUGGGAAUUUGGAAGAACUGGUGAGAGUAUUGACGACGAACGCAAUUACUCUCUGGGGUGGUGUGCCAUUACUCGGUCCCUCCCCGACGAGUAGAUCACUCAUCAAGGGAGCAAAGACACGUGCGAGUGAAGAACAGGUUAUCGAGUUCAUUUUAGCAACAUAUGCUACGUACACAAAUGCCGUAGUUCUCAUGCGGUUGCUGAUUCAUAGAUUUCAUGAUCCGUCACUGAUCCACUUAUUUGAUGAUGAAACUGGAGUACUUAAAGAUCAGUCAAGUUGUCUUCCAUUGGUGCACGUUUCUUUGAUGAGGAUAUGGGUCACGUGGCUCGAGAAAUUUCCCCAUGAUUUCCGUGAAAAUCACGUGCUACAGGUUGAGAUGUGUCGUCUAGUUCGUAACUUAGCGAUCCAUCAGGGUCCUUACCUUGUUUGUGCCCAUCAUUUACGAGAUCUCCUGACUUGCUAUCGAGAGAAUUCUACGAUUUCUUAUCCACCUGACAAUCAUUGCCACCACGACCUUUUGUUUCGCACCUGCCAGCAAGCUGUGGUCAGCGGUAAACUACCUGUGAGAAUCGAUGACGCAGUUUAUCUUGCCGCAUUACAGUUAUAUAUUGAGCAAUCGUCAUCAGGAGACCAACCCAACUCAAAGGUGUUCGUCACGGACUACAGCAUGGAAAAAAUACCUACAUCUCGCAUUAAACUUUGUCUAAAUCCUUUCUUUCAUCGAGUGAAGAAUGUCUAUAAAAAAGUUCGCACAUAUAAUGAACAAAUAACAAGGGAUGCACCAAGUCAACGAAAGGCCAAACAUGAUUUCAUCGAUUGUUGUCAAGGAAUGGCCGCCUAUGGCUGUACGUUUUUCCGUGUGAAGGAGAUUUCGUCUAGUAAUAAAUCAAGCAUGCGCAAACGACUGCUUGGCGUUGGCGACAAGGAAACGGUGCUCCUCGAAAAUAAGAGUAGGAACGUGUUGAAAAAAUGGGAUUUGACGAGUUUGCUGGGAUGGAAGGCGGAGGAAAACAACAUUUCGCUAUUACUGUUGUUUUCCGAGUGCAGUCUUCAUUUUCAAUGUGAAAGUUACGAAGAUAGAGAACUUCUUCAAAAUACCAUCAAGAAAUGUGUCUUUAAACGUCAUUGCGAGGGAAUAAACAGGAAAGAUUAUCUUCCAUGGACGAAACGAUCAGAAGACAGACAAAACUGGGGAGAUGCAGCGAUGGAACAGGAGAUCAAUUGUCGAUUGGAAGUUCUUACAAAAACUACCAACAUAUUUCAAAGUCGUGAUGAGUGGCAAUCUUAUAGUCUUAUGUACACGAUACGAGGAAAUGAAGAAUCAAAACGUAGACGACACUCGUCCCCAGUUCACAAAAAUUCUAAACAGCGCAAUGAUCAUUUAACUUCGAUGCCGUUCUUUAAUAAUAAGAUGGCCGUCGAUGAGAAUGUGGGUGACGAUGUCUGUGUUCCAUUGAUGGCAUAUAGUGUUGGUACAUUAGAUCAGAAGAUAGCUGAGCCUUCGCACUUAUCAAGUAUUACUUCAUCCUCGCAAUACAAGCUGUCGUCAUCACCAACAAGAUCAACAUUGAAUCAACCUUCGUUGGCAAAUAUGAUUACUAACUACGAAGAUUGCUCAAGAGCUCAAGGACAGAAACCGAACACAGAAGACUUAAUGUCUUCUUUAAACCUUUUUGUUUGUAUGUGUCCACCAGACGCUGAACUGGCAAACUUUAACCGUACUGAUUUCACUUUGUUAAAGCUUCUUCGCUUUCCACGUGAGCUGGCCAGACAGAUCACUCUUAUUGAUCAUGGACUGUUUCGCAAUAUUACUACCGCUGACAUACUGAAGCGUGUGACCGACGGCUCAAAUAAGAGGCAAAAGAAAGAUGAGAAUUACCAUGGAAGGACUACUGUCGAGUUAUUUUCGGAUCGCUUUAACCAGUUAAGCUCUUGGGUCGUGGCCAGUCUCCUCAAGGAAGAAUGCGAUGAGAAUGUUGCCGAAAUGUUGGCUCAGUUCAUUGAGACCGCAAAGCAAUGUCUUGAGCUUCGUAAUUAUAAUGCCGUAAUGGCGAUUGCUGUGGGUGCUCUAUGUAGUUCACCAGUUCGACGACUUCGUAAAGCAAUCCCUGGCCUUAUCCCUAAGGCAUACUUGGAUCAACUUCAUAUCAUGGAAGUUUUGAUGGACUCAAGAGAAAAUCACAAGAAAUAUCGAGAAUCGUUGAGAGUAUGCCCAAGUCCAGCUGUCCCUUAUUUUGGAGUUUAUCUCAAAGAUUUGAUCUACAUAUCUGAAGGAAACCCAGAUUAUCUAAAUGGUGGCAUGAUAAAUUUAAGCAAACGGAGAUUAAUGUACAGUGUAUUACACGAGACCAGACGGUUUCAAGUGAAAUCUUACAAUUUCGAACAGGUACCUGAAAUUCGUGAAUAUCUUUUUAAUACAAGAUUUUAUACGGACGACGAACUUCAUCAAAUGUCGAGGAAAAUCGACACGAGUUCACGACGCACAAUCUCGGAAUGCAGUCGUGAGGUAUCGAUGUCGGUAUCGGGGGCGUCUAUCACGUGACUUGUAUCGAUCGUAGAUUUCAAAAAUGUCGUGUGUAUGGUGAAAUAUGUCAAAAUAAUUGCGUUCAUGGCUGGAUUGGAUGUGAAAAAGGUUUUUACGGAUGAAUAGUUACACAUUUUAUUGAUCCAUAUUGAGAAGAAGCUCAUAUUCACAUGUUUCUGCUCUUAACGAGCAAGUCUGCUGUUUGGAUAUUCAGUUUGUAGCCUGUAACGAAUAAAAUAGUUUGAUGUGAUAUGUGCACAUUUGAGGUUUUGCACAAUGCAGUAAAGAAUACUUUUAAUUUAUUUGAAAGGUGACGACGAUUAACUUAAAAACGUGAAAUUUUGAUGAAAAAAAACUUUGCGUGCAUUCAAA
Xenia sp. Carnegie-2017 is the source of this 6600-nucleotide messenger RNA. RefSeq lists its product as uncharacterized. Gene Ontology annotation, molecular function: protein binding; guanyl-nucleotide exchange factor activity. NCBI's taxonomy places the organism in Eukaryota, Metazoa, Cnidaria, Anthozoa, Malacalcyonacea, Xeniidae. The transcript is spliced from 29 exons. The record is from RefSeq and is a predicted model, not a curated record. Gene Ontology annotation, biological process: Ras protein signal transduction; positive regulation of GTPase activity. Gene Ontology annotation, cellular component: plasma membrane. Bases 262 to 6246 code for a protein of 1994 amino acids.